Hypomesus transpacificus is the source of this 2429-nucleotide messenger RNA. RefSeq names its product GATA binding protein 5 (gene gata5). Gene Ontology annotation, biological process: cardiac muscle tissue development; negative regulation of transcription by RNA polymerase II; cell fate commitment. The record is from RefSeq and is a predicted model, not a curated record. The transcript is spliced from 7 exons. NCBI's taxonomy places the organism in Eukaryota, Metazoa, Chordata, Actinopteri, Osmeriformes, Osmeridae. Gene Ontology annotation, molecular function: RNA polymerase II cis-regulatory region sequence-specific DNA binding; DNA-binding transcription factor activity, RNA polymerase II-specific; zinc ion binding. Gene Ontology annotation, cellular component: nucleus. Bases 378 to 1553 code for a protein of 391 amino acids.
AGUUAUAUCACCACUAUCAGCGGAGGUACCAUUCUCCAGAUACCGAGAACGGAGAAGGACCGAAACCCAGAGAUAACAAAGCGCGUUUUGUCUCCAGGCGGAACCUUUACGCAGAAGGAGAUUUUUGGACAUCUUCGCGAAAGCCGAGGUCGUUUCGCAGUGUUUUGGAGAAGUAGCGGGUCCGUGGCUCGCGGAGACCCUGGGGGCUUUAUGGGCCGUUCCGUUGUUAUCUUGGACUGUCUUUAUUUACUACUGCAAGCAGAGGAUAACGAAAACUGACCGGGAACAGAAGUCUCCGUAGAAGUGACUUUUCACAACCAGGAAAGGAAACCUCCCUUUAGCCUAUAUUUCAGCAGGGGUGAACGAGAGGUGUCAAAAUGUAUCAAAGCCUGGCUUUAACCUCAAACCAGUAUGUGCAUGAGACCGGGAACUAUAUACACCCCGCAGCCAGCUCCCCGGUGUACGUACCCACGACGAGAGUGCCCGCUAUGCUCCCCGCGCUGCCCUAUCUACAGACGUGCGAGACCCCACACCAGGCUCCCAGUCUCGGUGGGCACCACGGCUGGCCUCAGAGCGGCGCCGACGGUUCUUCGUUCAAUCCGGGCAGCCCUCACCCGCCCCACGGCUUCUCCUACUCACACAGCCCACCGGUGAGCUGCAACACCGGCAGGGACACGGCCUACCAGAACCCGCUGGUACUUGGUAACGGCAGCCGGGUCGACCAGUACGGCAGCGCUCUGGUGCGCUCGGUUGGAGGGUCGUACUCGAGUCCCUAUGCCUACAUGAGCCCCGAGAUGGCGAGCUCGUGGACCCCCGGUCAUUUCGAGAGUGGAAUUAUAGGUCUACACGGUAGGCAGGGCUCCCUGACCGGGAGAGGACCCAAUUUCGACAUGCUGGAGGAGAUUCCCGGUGAGGGGCGCGAGUGCGUCAACUGUGGCUCCAUCUCCACGCCGCUGUGGCGGCGGGACGGGACCGGCCACUACCUCUGUAACGCAUGCGGCCUCUACCACAAGAUGAACGGCAUCAACCGACCACUCAUCAAACCCCAAAAGCGCCUGCAGACGACGUCGCGGCGAGCGGGACUGUGCUGCACUAACUGCCACACCAGCACCACCACCCUGUGGAGACGCAACGCCGAGGGGGAGCCGGUCUGCAACGCUUGCGGCCUCUACAUGAAGCUUCACGGGGUGCCCCGCCCCCUGGCCAUGAAGAAGGAAAGCAUCCAGACGAGGAAACGUAAACCCAAAAUGAAGACCCCCCAGGGGGGCCCCCGGACCUCCCAGGGGGGGGGGCAGGCAUCCAGAGGGGGGACAGCCUCAGGUACCAGCUCUCCAGCGUCUCUCUCCAUAUCUGAGCACGCCUCCACCAUCAAGAGUGAGCCCAACCUGGCACCCUCGCCCUACCCAGGACUAACCCUGACCUCCGCCUCGCAGACCUCCUCCCAGCUGGACAGGGCAGGGUCUGUGCUGGUGGACAUCAAGUAUGAGGACUUCCCCUUCACCUCCUCCUCCCUUGCUCCUCACAACUCCUGGUGUGCUCUGUCUCAGGCCUGAGCACCUCCACAACACCAACUGGUCUCAACUCACCUGGUCCCCCCCCCCCCCCUCCUCAUCUAAAAGUCAUCAACGUGUUCUGCAGCUGGACAGUCUGCAGCUGGACAGUCUGCAGCUGGACAGUCUGCAUGCUGAACAGUCUGCAGGCUGGACAGUCUGCAGCUGGACAGUCUGCAGCUGGACAGUCUGCAGGCUAGACAGCCUGCAGCUGGACAGUCUGCAGCGGGGCUGUCUGCAGAUGGAGCUGUUGUCAGGACAUCCCAGAGACAUCCCACUCGAGGUAAUCAGCUCCACGCUAUCACCACGGAGACAGGAGCACCAAUCACAGGGUCGUCAGAUUUACGACCUCGGAGCUCAUCACAUGAUGAUUAACUUUUACAGAGACAUUAUUUAUGUUGAGAUAAGCAGUCACACCCCAAGAACUCAGACGCCAGCCUCACAUUACCCACAAUCCACCUCUACGUGUUCCUGUUUCAGGGGGCGUUAACUUCCACAGCACUUCUCACAGCAGCUGGGACUGGACUGGAGAGUUGUUCUGUGUUUAGUUGGAGUUUGGUCCAGAAUACUGGUUUUCAUGGUCCAGAAUACUGGUUCUCAUGGUCCAGAACACUGGUUCUGAUGGUCCAGAGUACUACAGUAGUUUUGAUGGUCCAGAAUACUGGUUCUCCAGAUCCUGACAGCGUCUCUGGGUGAUUAAACUGACUUCAUGUUCUGACGUUGAAAUUGCAAAGAAAAAGAAGGGGAAUUUAUUUUUAAUUAUUCGGAAUUGAGUUGUGUUGAACUAUGACGGAAGUGUUGUGAAAGGAAGCUGUGAUUGUAUCAUAGUAUCUCACUGCUUACAGUGUUCUUUGAAAUCUGUUUAGUUUAAUAAACUGA